Molecule: messenger RNA, 990 nt
Organism: Saccostrea echinata
Lineage: Eukaryota; Metazoa; Mollusca; Bivalvia; Ostreida; Ostreidae
Exons: 2
Coding region: 1-990 (329 amino acids)
Source: RefSeq, a predicted model, not a curated record
AUGGCUGAGUUUGGAAAUUUUGAUCUCUGUGAUGACGACCCGUUGCUGUACCUUCUCUUUGAUAAUGAUAUCCUGGCCGCAUUGGAUCUCCCUUUUAUGGCCCCAGCAAGCGUUGAAGAGACUGAAGAGGUCGAGAAGGAGCUGAAGAUGUCUGAUAUGGAGGGACUUCCUAGCCCUGGUAUGCCCACCCCCCCCCCCCCACCCCCUUCUAAGAGAUUCAAGUCAAUGACUGAGGAAGAUCUGAAACAGUUUGAGGACUCCAGACAAUCCAUUUCAACAAAAAGAAAUACUCAGUGGGGAGUGAAACUCUUUCAAGAUUGGCACUUGGAGGUCUUUUCUGAUGUUCUUGAUUUCAAAACUGUCACUUCUGAGAUCCUUGCUGAAAAACUGAGGAAAUUUUAUUGCGAAGCCAAACCCAAAUCAACUUCAGAAAGGACGGCAGAGUUAACAGUUGCACAAGCUGAAAAUUAUCACAAAAAUAGUUUAAAGAAUCUUCGCGCUGCAAUCAAUAGGCACCUUCAGGAUUUGGGUAGAUCCAUCGAUAUUGUUCGAGAUAAGGAAUUUAAAACAGCGAAUCAUACUUUAGAUGGAAUGCUCAAAUCCCUGACAAAAACUGGUGCAUCAAGGACCACCAACCAUAAAACAGUCAUUCAUCCUGAAGACCUUCAGCGCAUCUCUACAUAUUUUCUUUCUGCUCCGCAUUCUCCAAUUGUCCUUCGCCAGUGUGUUUGGUACAAUUUGUCUAUUCAUUUAGUUACAAGGGGUUUAGAGUUUCAUCAUCAAUUACUAAUGGAUUCUUUUCAAUUUCACAAAGAUGAGAACAACUUAGAAUACAUAACUCUUCGUCACGAAACACAACAGAAAACUUCCAAGGAGGUAUUGCAUCUGAUGAAGCUCCUUCUGGAAAGCGUAUAUACGAGGUUCCUAGAAGUGAAACCUGUUGCGCUUGUUAAUGAGCAAGACAGAUCCCAGUGCUACAAGUCUAUUUAA